This is a messenger RNA of Colossoma macropomum (tambaqui), 583 nucleotides long. RefSeq names its product stonustoxin subunit beta-like. Lineage: Eukaryota; Metazoa; Chordata; Actinopteri; Characiformes; Serrasalmidae. Gene Ontology annotation, molecular function: protein binding. The coding region runs from base 1 to 555 and encodes 184 amino acids. The transcript has 2 exons. The record is from RefSeq and is a predicted model, not a curated record.
AUGUUUCUGAAACUGCUGAAAAAAGAGGAAGAUUCCUGUGAGGUCACUCUGGAUCCAAACACAGCGCACAGUUCUCUCUCUCUGUCUGACGGGAACAGAAAGGUGGUGAAUGUGGGAUCUUCACAGUCGUAUCCUGAUCAUCCAGAGAGAUUUGAUCAGUGUUAUCAGGUUCUGUGUAGAGAGAGUCUGACUGGACGCUGUUACUGGGAGGCUGAGUGGAGCGGAGGUGUUGAAAUAGCAGUAACAUAUAAAUCAAUCAGCAGGAAAGGAGACAGUGAUGACUGUGAGUUUGGAGGGAAUGUAAAGUCCUGGAUUCUGAUCUGCUCUAAUAACAGAUACUCUGUCUGUCACAAUAAUAUCAGCACUGAUCUCUCUGCUCGUCCCUCCAGCUCUGGGACAGUAGGAGUGUAUCUGGACUGUCCGGCCGGCUCUCUGUCCUUCUACAGCGUCUCCACUGAUAAACUGACCCAUCUACACACUUUCAACACCACAUUCACUGAACCUCUAUACGCUGGGUUUGGGGUUUGGGGUUACGGCUCAGUGUGUUUAAAAUAAAAUAACAAUGUGUCUGAGAACAGGUUAC